Messenger RNA from Nomia melanderi (Alkali bee), 1622 nucleotides. Its product is annotated as protein phosphatase PTC7 homolog. NCBI's taxonomy places the organism in Eukaryota, Metazoa, Arthropoda, Insecta, Hymenoptera, Halictidae. Gene Ontology annotation, cellular component: mitochondrion. Gene Ontology annotation, biological process: protein dephosphorylation. The record is from RefSeq and is a predicted model, not a curated record. Gene Ontology annotation, molecular function: protein serine/threonine phosphatase activity.
AGAGUAGGGGGAGCACUGUUCUGUUCAUCGAUGUGAGAUAACUGAAGAUGGUUCAGGUUGUUGGUUUCUUAACGGAGCGCUGGUGGAUGGAUUUUUUCGCUUCAAACCCCAGCAGGAGAUAAUUUCAUUAGGAAUCGCGGUGACCGAUCUUCGUUGCUUGGAUCGUGGAUCAGGUUCCGAGGACGGUGUUGAAUCGAUGUUGAGUGAAACAGAAAGGAACAACGAGGAUCGAUCCGAUUGACGUUUCAUCACGCAUCAGACCCUCUUUCAGAAACAUGCCUCCGACACACUCGUGAAUCGUGCUGCACGAUUCAUGCAGAUUCGUUGUUUAGUUGGUAAAGAUGUGCGACACAAGAGUUUGAGCCUCACCGUAUGAUGCAGUCCAUUUAUUGGACCGGGAGGCUACUGUCUCGGGCGAUAUGGAAUGGUAUAUCAAAUUAUACAGCGUGCGCCGACCCUAACGUGAAAAAACAUCGCGAAGCAUCCUUUAUAUCAGCGGUAUGUGGCUUUCCCAAAGACUUCUCGCGAGGACGUGUACGCAAAGGGCAAUUCGGUGACGACGCUUGGUUCAGUGCCAAAUUUAAAGCUGUUGAAGUGAUAGGUGUAGCGGACGGUGUAGGAGGAUGGAGGCAUUAUGGAAUCGAUCCAGGAGAAUUUUCUAGCUUUCUAAUGAGAACUUGCGAAAGACUGGUCUCUAUGGGCAGGUUCAAGCCUUCGGAACCAGCUGGUUUGUUAGCACGUAGUUACUAUGAAUUACUAGAAAAUAAACAACCCAUAUUAGGUAGCAGUACGGCGUGUGUUAUAGUCCUCAAUAGAGAGACUAGCAGCAUUUAUGCAGCUAAUAUCGGUGACAGUGGUUUUGUAGUUGUACGAAAAGGGGAAGUAGUUCAUCGUUCUUCCGAACAGCAACACUACUUUAAUACUCCAUUUCAAUUGUCUCUUCCACCUCCAGGACAUUCUGGUCUAGUACUUAGCGACAGCCCAGAAUCUGCAGAUACAUCGAGUUUUGGGGUAGAAGACGGCGAUGUAAUUUUAUUGGCAACAGACGGGGUCUUUGAUAAUGUGCCUGACCAAUUGCUUAUUACGGAAAUGCGUAAAGUUCAAGGGGAAAGAGAUCCCACUAAAAUACAAGGAGUUGCCAAUUCAAUAGCCUGGAUGGCUCGUAGCUUAGCUUUCGAUGGCGCAUUUAUGUCUCCAUUCGCCCAAAGUGCUAGAGAGAAUGGAAUUGACACUAUAGGUGGUAAACCAGAUGACAUUACAGUGCUUUUAGCAACGGUGGCAAUAUAAUAAAAUAUGUACAAUAGAAUCUUGAUCAUUGUAUUAUAGUCCAUGUCAUUGCGUAUAUGUACCUAGUUAUACAUCAUUAUAUUCUGUUAUAAUAAUCAUUUAUUAUUUAAAUCUAAAUAAAUGGUUUUGUAAAUCAUCUCGUUUUUUUUCUUUCUUUCAUUUAUCUCCUUCGUGUUCAUAAUAAGAAAGCGAUACAUGCACCAAAUAUUUGAUGACUGCUUAUUUACUAACUGUGUGAAAUAAUAACUAUGUAUUAUAUGGCACAAUAACAUGUAACACUGUAAUGCAUUAUGGAUAAAACGUGUAAAAACUGACAAACUAUGAGAUGUACUAUA